Messenger RNA from Geosmithia morbida, 1671 nucleotides. RefSeq lists its product as uncharacterized. The record is from RefSeq and is a predicted model, not a curated record. Gene Ontology annotation, cellular component: membrane. The transcript is spliced from 2 exons. Gene Ontology annotation, molecular function: amino acid transmembrane transporter activity. The coding region runs from base 1 to 1671 and encodes 556 amino acids. Lineage: Eukaryota; Fungi; Ascomycota; Sordariomycetes; Hypocreales; Bionectriaceae. Gene Ontology annotation, biological process: amino acid transmembrane transport.
AUGAUGGGUGAUAUCGAAAAGGUCAGCGCUGUGGUGUCUCGUCACACGUCAGACGAGGCCAAUGGAGAGGUUCUUAAGACGACUAUUCCUAUCGAACAAGGCGAGGAGUAUGCCGUCGCCGGUGCUCGUCAGGUAGCACCCUGUGGACAACUUCGCCGGACGUUUGGCACUCGGCAUAUGCAGAUGAUUGCGCUGGGUGCCAACAUUGGAUCGGGAAUCUACAUCUCCAGUGGAAAGGCCCUGCGUUAUGGCUCUGCUUCAGGCAUGCUCAUCGGCUAUGGGCUUAUCUGUAUCAUGGCCUUGUUCAUGAUGAACAUCCUAGCCGAGGCGCAAUGCCUCUUCCCCACGAGUGGCUCCUUCAUCGACCACGCCACGCGCUUCGUGGACCCUGCCCUGGGUUUCGCCAUCGGAUUCUGCGAAUGGUUUGGGGCCUUGACCGUUGUCGCCGCCGAGGGUGCUGUAUUUCCUGUGGUGGCCUCUUACUGGACGUCCGAGGUGCCUGAUGCCGCAUGGUACACCAUCUACCUGGUCGUUGUCCUGGGGCAGCACGCCCUGCCAAACUGGGUAUUUGCCGAGUUCGAGUUCUUCACGGGAGCCAUGAAGGUUACCAUCACGUUUGUUGUCCUCUUCGUCAUGCUCAUCAUCUGCUGCGGAUUUGGAGGCGAUGCCGUUGACCGAGGUUACAACUACGAUUCCUUGGUGGCCUUCCCCAACGGAUUCAAGGGGGUUGCCAUUGUCUUCAUCCUGGCCGCCUGGGCUACGGGAGGCCAGGAGAUCAUCGGCAUAUCGUCAGGCGAGUCUGCCUUUCCGCGCUGGGAGCUCCCCCGGGCUUGCAGGAACCUCUUUAUCCGCAUCAUCACUAUCUAUAUUUCCGCAUGUGUUUACAUCACCGUUCUCGUCCCUCACAUGGAUCCAGCUCUCCUUGCUGACGGGAACCAGCUCGUACGUUCUCCGUUCAUCAUUGCAUUCAACAGGGUCGGGAUCAGUGUGCUGCCCGACAUUGUCAACGUACUCCUGCUCGUUGGCCUGACCGGCAUCGGGUCGGAGUCCAUGUUCACGGCAUCUCGCAUCCAGACGGCCAUGGGCCGCAUGGGCAUGUUCCCUGCAAUCUUUGGCAAGGUGGACAGGUUGGGCCGCCCCGUCUACUCCAACAUCUGUUGCGCGGUAGUGAGCAUCAUCAUGACUUACAUCAACACCUCCACCGGUGGCGCCACGGCUUUCACAUGGUUCAGCUCAGUCUCGGCCACGACGACAUUCUUUGCAUGGCUCACCAUCCCCAUCACCAACUGGUGCAUGCAUCGCGCUCUCGAGGCCCAGAACGAUCCCGCCCUACAGUUGCCCCACGCCUUCCGGCUUCGCUGGUUUCCUCUUGCACCUGCUUUUCUGUUCCUCGCUACGCUCUUCACCUUCGCCUGCACCAUCUAUACUUCUGCCAGCCCGAUUGGCAGCCCGCCGAGUGCCGAAGCAUUCUUUGAGACGAUGCUCUGUAUGCCACUGUUCUUCACGGCCUUUAUCGGAUAUAAAUUUUACUUCCGUACAAGGUUCCAGAACCCAAAGAUGGCUGACCUCUUGAGUGGACGACGCUAUCUAACGGAGGAGGAACUUUCUGCCUUGGAUGACUACCAUUCUAAGCCUCUCUGGCGAAGGAUUCUCACGUAUCUCACGCUCUAG